CUUCUGGUUCACAAAGCUCGAUGCUGUGUCGAGCAGCCUGACUCGAGCUUAACAUCACUACCUUCUACUGUCAAAUCUCUGAAAAUUUAUUUUAUUCUCAUCAUAUGCUGGAGUCCGUGGAAUGGCUCAUUUUCACAGAAAAGAGGAUGUGAGGUGUGAAUCAGAUCCAAGUGCUUCAGCCCAGUCCUUUCAUACCCCAAAAUGCUCCCUGGACAGCAGGAGUUAAAUCUGCAUGUUGACCAGAAGGACAUUAAAUAUGAACAAGAGAAACUCUGGAGAAGUCAGGAGGAAGAGCAGCUUCACCAACUGGAUGAGGAUGAUGUCACAAAGUUGCCUUUCAUUGUUGUCUCAGUAAAGACAGAAAAUGAAGAAAAACCACCGACAUCACAGGGUUGUCAAAGCUUGUGUUUUGACAACAGUGAUAAUUGUGAUAGCAACAGCAGGUGUAACGCUGCUAAGAAACUGUUUAAUUGCACUAAAUGUGGAAAAGCAUUUGGUAAUGUGAAUUGUUUAAGCCAACUAAAGAGAAUUGAAGCAAGUGAUAGACUCUUUACCUGCCCAGAGUGUGACAAAAGGGAGAGGCAAAAGGGAAAUCUGAAUACACACAUGAGAAGUCAUACAUUUGUCUGUUCUGAGUGUGGUAAAAAGUUUGGACAAAAAAACAAUUUGAACAGACAUGCAAGAAUUCACACAGGGGAGAAACUAUUUGACUGUUCUGAGUGUAGUAAAAUAUUUACACAAAAAAACGUUCUAAUCAGACACACAAAAAUUCAUACAGGUGAGAGACCAUUUGUCUGUUAUGAGUGUGGUAAAAGAUUUGGAGAAAAAGGCAAGCUUAAGACACAUAUUAAAAUUCAUACAGGAGAGAAGCCACAUGCCUGUUCUAAGUGUAGUAAAAGAUUUGGAGAAAAAAACGAUCUGAAGAGACACAUGAGAAUUCAUACAGGAGAGAAACCUUUUUGCUGUACUGAGUGUGGCAAAAGAUAUAGACAAAAAACUGAUCUAAAUACACACAUGACAAUUCAUACAGGAAAGAAACUAUUUGGGUGUUCCGAGUGUGAUAAAAGAUUUGCACAAAAAUGCCACCAGAAUGCACACAUGAGAAUUCAUACAGGUGAUAGACCAUUUGUCUGUACUGAGUGUGGUAAACGAUUUGGAAAAAACAGCAGGCUUAAGCAACACAUGAAAAUUCACACAGGAGAGAAACCAUUUGUCUGUUCAGAGUGUGGUAAAAGAUUUGGAGAAAAGAGCUCUUUGACCAGACACUUGAGAAUUCAUACAGGAGAGAAACCAUUUGUCUGUCCCGAGUGUGGUAAACGAUUUGGAGUACAACACCAUGUGGAUGCACACAUGAGAAUUCACACGGGGGAUAAACCAUUUGGCUGUAAUGAGUGUGGCAAAAGAUUUAGACAGAAAAGCUCUGUGAAAACACACAUGACAAUUCACACAGGAGAGAAACAGUUUGCCUGUUUUGCAUGUGGUGCAAAAUUUGGACGAAAAAGCAGUCUGAACAAACAUAUGAGAAUUCACACAGGAUAGGUGUGCAGAACAGGGAAAGACAGGACAGAAAAAUACAGCAAAGGAGAACAAAAACAUUGAAUGAACAGAUGGAAACAGCACAAAAGGGCUGGCCGAUUCCAAGAAUAACUCAAAAAGGAAUACAUACAGUAGACAAAGAAGGGUCUAUACGGUGGCUUACAAAUGGAGAACUUGGUUUCGAAGGAGAAAGAAUUAUAGUUGUGGCACAAGAUCAGGGACUUCUAACAAAAGGCUUCCAAAAAAAGGCACGAAUUUCACAAAAUGAUCAAAGCCGAUUCUGUCAUUCAGCUGUUGAGAGUGUAAACCACCUAAUACCAGCAUGUCAGAUCCUCACGGCAGACGGACAUUAUGCAAGCCGGCACAACAAGAUCUGUAAAUAUCUACACUGGGAAGUAUGCAAGGAACUGGAGGUGGAAGUAGAGGGAAAUGUCUGGGAGCAUGAGCCAGCCCCAGUCUCAUCCAACAGAAAAGUGACUAUCUUCUACGAAAAAGAGAUCCCAGCAGGAAGACAUAUCAAAGGAGGUGCAGUAAAACAUGAUAAUGUCAUCUGGAACAAGCAAGAGAAGACAGCAAAAAUUAUUGAUGUGACAGUCCC
Thalassophryne amazonica is the source of this 2134-nucleotide messenger RNA. RefSeq names its product gastrula zinc finger protein XlCGF57.1-like. The coding region runs from base 202 to 1539 and encodes 445 amino acids. The transcript has 3 exons. NCBI's taxonomy places the organism in Eukaryota, Metazoa, Chordata, Actinopteri, Batrachoidiformes, Batrachoididae. The record is from RefSeq and is a predicted model, not a curated record.